Messenger RNA from Canariomyces notabilis, 1255 nucleotides. RefSeq lists its product as uncharacterized. The coding region runs from base 1 to 969 and encodes 322 amino acids. The transcript has 3 exons. NCBI's taxonomy places the organism in Eukaryota, Fungi, Ascomycota, Sordariomycetes, Sordariales, Chaetomiaceae. The record is from RefSeq and is a predicted model, not a curated record.
AUGGCGCCUCUACUGAUGCUCUACGUGCUUAUUAUCCUCAGCCUUGUCGGCGCGGCCAUCUACCAACAUGUAACCACGACAGCCCUCUCGCUACCGAUCCCACCCGCUCUCACAAUCCUCGCCAUCCUCCUUCCCAUCCUCUCUGCCAUGACCACCUUUACCCUGCCCCAGUUACGCCGGGCCCUCCUCCUCCCGCAAACCCGCUCCAACCAUCCCCGCACGGCCUCCAUGUCCCGACUGCUUCUCCCCGCCGCACACAUCCUCCAGAUGAUCCUCACGACGGUGCUGGCAACCCUCUUCUCGACCCCGCUCGCCGGGCAAACGACACCAAGCUGCCUGCUCACGCAGCAGUGGACGUCGCUGUACAGAGCCCACUCGGCGGCGCCCAUCCGCGCCAUCCAGGACGCCCUCGCCUGCUGCGGCCUGCGCACCACGCGCGACAUGGCCUGGCCCUUCCCCGGCGGCCAAGAUCACAUCCCUCCGGGAGCCUGUGAAGCACAGUUUGGCCGCCACAUGCCCUGCCUCCCGGUCUGGCAGGACGCGCUGGAUAGGAUGGCGGGUGGAGAGGUUGGGGUUGUGGUUGCUGUUGGGGUGAUGCAGGUCCUUGGCUGGCUUUGGGUGUUUACUGCGAAUACUAGUAGGGAUAAUAGGGGAGGGUUGGGGGCCGGGUUUGUGGAGAGGUGGUGGCGUGGGUUGUCUGGAGGGGGUGGAAGGGCGGGGCACGGUGACGAGGCCAGGAGGGCGUUGUUACCUGCUGCAAGGGAAGUUGAGGCUACGGGUGGUGCGAUGGGAGGAGAUGAUAGAGGGUAUCAUCAGGAGGAGGAGGAGGAGGAGGAGGAGGUGCAGAGCCACGACGGAGAGGGUGAGCAGCGGGGAGCAGCGGGUGGUGGGUAUGGUACGGUUAGAGGGACUGGGCCGAGGGUUGAGCCGGCGCAUCAUGAUCCUUGGGCUGGCGUCGAGCGGGCGUAAACGUUUCGAGUUCCAACAUUCGGUUCUCUCUUCGAAAGCCAGCUUCCAGAGCCACCAAAAUCCCAGUAACUAGGUAGGCAGCGAAGUGUUGUCCUACAGGGAGAACCAAAGGGGUGAAUAGGUUUCAUAGGGAUGUUUUACUUUCAGACUUGAAAGACCACGCACCACAAGCAGCAUCUUGAGCUAUUAGAGUGACUGGAGAGGAAAAUGUUCGUAGGGUACAGAGUUUGCUGCCAGUGCUGUUUACAAAGAGCCCUACGAGUCUCGUCUAUCAUUCGGUCGUGAA